UUCAGAAAGCUGCAGAGUUAUAGAAAUGGGACUAGAGUUGCUGAAAGAGAUAGUGGGGGAAAAUAUUUUGGGGGAAACAUCAAUGGCCCAAGUGUGUUUCUGACUGACGACAGCCAGUCAGAACAAAAUGCAAUUAGAAGGUGCUUCCCAAACACAAAAGCUUUGUUGUGUAUAUUCCAUGUCCUGCAGGCAGUGUGGCGCUGGCUUCUCAAAGCAAAAAAUGCUAUACCACAGCAAAAACAGUGCGAGUUCUUCCAGAAUUUCAAAAAAAUAAUGUUUGCGCAAACAAAAAAUGAAGCAGUGGUAAACUAUAAUGUAACAAGAGUGAACAUCGGUGAAAAUAAUCAAAAUUUAUUGAAAUACUUGGAAGGGUGUUGGGAUAGGCGAGGACUGUGGACCCUUUCACAUCGGCGAGGUAUGCUUAUAGAAGGGCACAACACAAAUAAUAUAACUGAGGCCUUCACGAGAAUUUUAAAGGAUAGGAUUAUUGAGAGAGUGCGUGCCUUCAAUGUGGUUCAGAUGGUGGACUUUUUUCUCACAAAGGUGAAUUUGUAUUUUCAGAGGAGACUUCUUGAUGCUGCUAAUGGAGCAAGUCCUAAGUCUUUCUGUAGGCCUAAAAAGGCUCCUUCACAGGAGAUUCUAGCAAAAAUCAGACAAGUCAAUGAGGAUGUUCUGCUCAUUCCCAGUGAAGAAAGGGAGAAUCAUUAUUACAUUGUUAAUAUGGCUGUUCUUGUUUGCACUUGUUGCCAAGGCAAUACAGGGAAGAUCUGCAAACAUAUAGACUGGGGAACUACAGGGAGGUGACGGAUAGUGACAGUGUACGCAGACUGUAUUAUUUUAUUGCUACAGAUGAGGAGCCUCCUGAAGCGUGGCUAGAGCCUCUGUAUUGCUCUCAGAAUGCAGGGGCUUCAAGUUCUUCGGAACGUUUGGAGCAAACGGACACAGGUUUGCUCUGUGAAAGCCAAGAAGAGAUGCCAGAGACACUUCACAUGGAGACAGUUCCAGACAAUACAAAUAAUGAUUUAAUCGACGAGAUAAAAGCUCGUCUCAUAGAUUUUUCAAAUAAAUCCCCUGAGGAAAUGAGGACAGGCCUUGAAGUCAUGUGCGAAAAAGUGAGAAAGCUUGCAUCUUAUUUGGCAAAUUUUGGUGAAGGAAAAUCUAGAAAAAAUCGCGGUAACUAUAUUCCCGUUCAGUCCACUGCAAUAAGCAGAAGAAAAAACAAGUUGGCAGGUCGCAGAUGUCAUCCGGGGGGAAGACAAAGACCACACUCUAAGCAAAGCGAGGAAUUUGUAAAGACAGUAGAAAUUUCUGAAAUGGCUACCUUUCCACCACCAGCUACGCAGUCAUCCCAGUCAGCUUCAGACUUUUGAAGGUGCGCGACUGUUUACUGCAGCAUAGUGUGUAGGAUUUUCUUAAUCUGAGAUCCAACGUAAUGGAACUAUUAAGGGAAUGAUUCUAGUAAGUUUUUUCUUAAAGCUCAGGCCUAGCCUGACUGCUGAAAUAUAUUAAGUUUUUUUUGUUGUAGCUAGGGUCUGACCCGAUUAUUCCCGGCGGGGUCAGGGAUUUUCUCUGCCUCGUGAUGACUGGGUGUUGUGUGAUGUCCUUAGGUUAGUUGGGUUUAAGUAGUUCUGAGUUCUAGGGGACUGAUGACCAUAGAUGUUAAGUCCCGUAGUGCUCAGAGCCAUUUUCUAACCCGAUUAUUGAAAUAAGCUUUUUCUUAAAGCUCAGACCAAACUUACUAUUGAAAUAUAGAAGUUCUUCUUUAAAUUGGGAUAUCCCAACAAUGUGGAUACUUAUUGUGUAUGUUGCACAAGUUUCAGGGAAAUGUGAAUUACCUUUUUUUAAAAUGUAAACUACAUUUUAUAUUCUGCA
This is a messenger RNA of Schistocerca piceifrons (Central American locust), 1872 nucleotides long. RefSeq lists its product as uncharacterized. The record is from RefSeq and is a predicted model, not a curated record. Lineage: Eukaryota; Metazoa; Arthropoda; Insecta; Orthoptera; Acrididae. Bases 972 to 1370 code for a protein of 132 amino acids. The transcript is spliced from 3 exons.